CCAAGACCGCUGCCUUCUUGCGCCUCGCUCUCCUGCAGCUGCAAGGAUGAAGGCGGUUAGCCUGGCAUGUCAGUCUUCUGAGAUUCCCCAGCCUGAUGGUAAUCUGGAGAACCCAAAGUCCAAAGGAAACUUCAGGAAUUUCAAGGAGGGGCCGCUGAUCGACCGAGUGCACCACACUUACCUGCUUAUGCACACCAACCAGACAGUGGAAUUUGUGCAGAAAAAGAAUGAGGAAUAUGGGGGCUGCAGCCUCCGUCAGAUGACCACCAUGGAGGCCUUGGACUUGCUAGACAAGGUGGUGGAUGAAUCGGACCCAGAUGUUGACUUCCCCAACUCCUACCACGCCUACCAGACAGCAGAGGGCAUUCGGGAGAAGCACCCUGAGAAAGAUUGGUUCCACCUGGUUGGACUGCUCCAUGAUUUGGGGAAGAUUUUGGCCCUUGCUGGUGAACCACAGUGGGCCGUGGUGGGAGACACCUUCCCCGUGGGCUGCAAGCUCCAGGACUCCAUCAUUUUCAAGGACUCCACUUUCCAUGACAACCCUGACAUGAGGAAUCCUCUGUACACGACCACAUACGGGAUUUAUCAGCCCCACUGUGGCUUGGAGAAUGUCCUGAUGUCAUGGGGCCAUGAUGAGUACAUGUAUAAAGUGAUGAAGAAAAAUAAGUUUGCUCUUCCGGAGGAGGCUUUCUACAUGAUCCGGUUCCACUCCUUCUACCCCUGGCACACUGGGGGGGAUUAUAUGCAUCUGUGCAACGCCAAGGACCUCCAGAUGCUGCCCUGGGUGAAAGAGUUCAACAAGUUUGACCUCUACACCAAGUGCAAGGAGCUUCCUGAUCCGCAGCAGCUCAAGCCCUACUACGAAAGCCUCGUAGCCAAGUACUGUCCAGGCCGACUGUCCUGGUGAUGCUUCGGACCACAACAGCUUUCGCUGCUUCCACUCCCUCGGCCAUCUCCCAGCAGCUGCUGCCGCCCUCCAGAUAUGUCGGACAGCUACGCCCAUCAUCCCCACCCAGGAAGGAGAGGGCCUCUCUCUGUUACGUGGAACGUAGCUUUUUGGGGCCCCGUUUCAAGAGCGAUGCGGGGCAGCCAAGGAUCAGAGGCUUCUCUGGCAGAACGGCUAUUUCUACACGGCAUUUCAAAGUUACUUUCAUUCAUGCUGACCCAAGAGCAUUAUUUUAACAUUAAUAAAAUGCUAC
Messenger RNA from Candoia aspera, 1199 nucleotides. It is a transcript of the gene MIOX, whose product is annotated as myo-inositol oxygenase. The record is from RefSeq and is a predicted model, not a curated record. NCBI's taxonomy places the organism in Eukaryota, Metazoa, Chordata, Lepidosauria, Squamata, Candoiidae. The coding region runs from base 47 to 907 and encodes 286 amino acids. The transcript has 10 exons. Gene Ontology annotation, molecular function: iron ion binding; inositol oxygenase activity. Gene Ontology annotation, biological process: inositol catabolic process. Gene Ontology annotation, cellular component: cytoplasm.